AACGACUCUCAACCUACUAAACAUGGCCCACGACAAUAAUGCCCUUAUAACCCUAACAUCUACCUCAGCUAGUCAACUGGCGAAGAAGCGAUAGCAGAAGAGAGAAGAGGUGGGCGUAUGUCCUUGAACAGGAAGGUUGUGUGAAGCGAUGCCAGGCCCUGGUCCUCAUAUGAUGUAUACCCUGGGAUCAGGGGUGGGUCUCAUGAGCGUUUCCCAUGGAAGGUUCAGUCCUCACCACUGCCUCUUUUACGGUAUCAACGCCUUCCUGGGUCCUGACCUUGGCUCCUUCUCUGAGUGGCUCACUUCCACUCUUGGCGUCGCCGAGAGCUUUGGUUCUCUAAUCAUGGACGCGAUUCACCACCCUUUCUACUACGUUCUACUUCUUGGCCUUCCCUUGUCUCUGUUUUACAGUUGGCUCUCCAGAAUCUUACUCCAAAAGGGGAUACUCGAUUCUGUUUCUGGGAUAUCACUUACUAGAAGGCAAUGUCUGCUAUUAGUGUCUGCAGGCUCUUUAUCACACUUUUUCUUGGAUCAUUUGUUUGAGGAAAAUGGCCAUUCCUCGAUGUAUUUGUGGAUAUUGAGCACUGGUUGGUGGAAAAGUCGAGCUCCUGUUAACCCUGAUGCUGUUGUUGUGGUAGGAUUCUUGUGUUCUUGCUUCAUAGGAGGGUUCAUUUACAUCAACAGGGUGAAGACUGUAAAGUUUCGAUCACAAUCAGCUCAAUCUAUUAGACUUAUUUUAGUCAUUGCAAGCUUAUAUUGCCUGUGGUGUACAAGUCAGAUAUACUGGAGAAAUCCUCCUCAGCCACCAGUUGGUGAGGAAGCAGAUCUGGGGGUUCUAGUUUUUCUUGCUAUAUAUUUUUUUCUUCCCCACUCUCUAUGUAUCUUCUCAAUGAACUCAAGAGACUACCACAACGGGACAGAGCAGCUCCCUCUUUAAUAGACUAAUAGUCUUAAGAGACUACUGGCUUUCCUCUGCUUAAAAUACCUCCAUUUGUAAGAACAAGCUUGGUGUGCCAAAAAAAUAGAGUCCCUUCGUCGGCAGGCAGUAGUUGUUGAGAAGCUCCUUCUCCCUCUGUUGAGUGUAUUCUUUUCUUUUGAUGAUACUGUUGGAAGUGUAUUCUGAUCA
Molecule: messenger RNA, 1126 nt
Organism: Macadamia integrifolia
Lineage: Eukaryota; Viridiplantae; Streptophyta; Magnoliopsida; Proteales; Proteaceae
Exons: 4
Coding region: 149-937 (262 amino acids)
Source: RefSeq, a predicted model, not a curated record